UAGCUGGCUACAGCCCUCGCUGGUCGAGUUAUUCAAUAAAGCAUUUGGCUACGGCCACAUAAGUACUACACUAUUUCAGUACCUAGUCACCUAUCCAUCUCCAGACAUGUCCUUAGGUACCGUCCCGGGCAGCCGGCCGGAUCGCGGGGCAUUGCGUGCACCGACCGCACUGUACCUAGGUACCUACCUGUGCAGUGCAGUGGGCACAGCGGGGGCAGAACAGCGCCCGCAUUCACUGUACAGGUGCUCACCCCACCACCCACGCUCCGCCAUCCCACCAUCCCGCCUGUUCUUGCCCAUCAGAUCACCCUCCCCUCCAAACCUCCAAACCUCCAAAACAGCCGACUUAUUCAUUGCUAAACUUAUCUAGUUUCAAGCCUCAUCUCAGUACUCAACUUUUCAUGAUAGUUAACGGAACCCCCCUAUUUUCCACGUACGACGCACCGCUUUCCCUUGACUAGUUAUUAAGCACCAGCCCUUGUGCUAUACUACCAGUAACGCAAAACCACUAGACGGCGUGGUUCAUCACAUCAGCUGCCCUGUCCACGCGCUCCUAUUUCGAUAUCCAAUAUGACUGCCAAAAUUCCGCGAAAUUUCCGGCUCCUGGAGGAGCUUGAAAAGGGAGAAAAGGGCUUGGGUGCAGAGGCUUGUUCGUAUGGCUUAGAUAACCCGGAAGAUCUUCUAAUGUCGGACUGGAACGGCACCAUCCUCGGCCCACCUCAUAGUGUUCACGAGAACCGGAUUUACUCAGUCAAGAUGCACUGCGGUCCCCAAUAUCCUGAUAGUCCUCCCACGAUUCAGUUCAUAAGCCAGAUCAACCUACCCUGUGUAAGCGCGAGAAACGGCGUGGUUGAUCCAAAGCAAUUACCAUGCCUGGCAAAUUGGAAGCGAGAGAACACCAUGGAAACUAUCCUGAUUGAGUUACGACGAUACAUGGCCUCGAGUCAAUGCAAGAAGCUCCCGCAACCGCCUGAGGGCUCCGUGUUUCCUGGAAAUUAGUCGGUGCGCACGUGUGGCGCUGGUGGAAACGACGUUGCUACGAGAAAUGAAUUACGCCCCAAGACGCGGAUCAUCACCUUGAUGGAGGGGCGAAUCGACAGGAGUUAGUGGCAAGGGUGGGAUUUAGAUAUCACGAAAAGCUUUCCCAUGUGUUUUUCCUGGGUUUUGUGUAUCUGGAAGCAAUGGAUGGUGUCGGCAGGGUGAACGAGUGCAACACUAUGCGCAGUGGGUUGGCACAGACGAGAACUUACUCGCCCACAGGCUCUAACUUCAGUCAGGGACAGGUUGUCUCGCUUCCCGCCCUUCUUCCUCAACUGCGAAUGAACUCAGGAGACCAUUUGUUGGUCUCACAACAAUGAUACAUGCACUUGCACGUGGUGAAGCCCUACACAGUGAAUAAUGAAUAUGAUACCGUAUGUACAUAGUUACGUGGACAUGUGUAGGUAUUGUAUUUUCAUUGCUCUAGCCCAGGCUACCGGUACGGUGAUCGGCAUGAUUUGGAACCUGUCGGCGCUAUGCCACAACUAACAGGCGGAUCUGUUCGGCC
Molecule: messenger RNA, 1546 nt
Organism: Xylaria bambusicola
Lineage: Eukaryota; Fungi; Ascomycota; Sordariomycetes; Xylariales; Xylariaceae
Product: ubiquitin-conjugating enzyme/RWD-like protein
Exons: 5
Coding region: 571-999 (142 amino acids)
Biological process (GO): protein K63-linked ubiquitination; DNA damage tolerance
Cellular component (GO): nucleus
Source: RefSeq, a predicted model, not a curated record